This is a messenger RNA of Carassius carassius (crucian carp), 2552 nucleotides long. RefSeq names its product protein spire homolog 1-like. Gene Ontology annotation, biological process: establishment of meiotic spindle localization; intracellular transport; Golgi vesicle transport. The transcript is spliced from 16 exons. Bases 48 to 2177 code for a protein of 709 amino acids. Lineage: Eukaryota; Metazoa; Chordata; Actinopteri; Cypriniformes; Cyprinidae. Gene Ontology annotation, molecular function: actin binding. The record is from RefSeq and is a predicted model, not a curated record. Gene Ontology annotation, cellular component: cytoplasmic vesicle membrane; cell cortex.
UUGGUCCCCAGCAUUCCUCUCCUCUCAUCCCUGCUGGAUAUGAUGAGAUGAUGGCUCGCAGGAGAGAUGAAGAUGAUGAUGAUGACAGACACAAGCUGAUAGAGGAAGAGGAUACUGAUGAUGUUGGGGAUGCGCGCUCCAUCAUGGACAGCGAGGAUGAGGACCAUCUGUCCCUGGACGAGAUUUUACAUCUAUACAAGCAGCCCAUCAACGAGGAGCAGGCGUGGGCUGUGUGUUACCAGUGCUGUCGCUCUCUUCUGGAGGAUUCUGCUGCUUCUGGAGGAGAGGAACAUGUGAGGAUUUAUAAAGACGGAUCAGUGCGCUUUCAUUCCGCAGUCAGAUCAGGUGUGUGUAAUCCCAGCCGAUCCUUCACACAGGCAAUCGAGUCUCUUGGCAUCGUGAUCUAUAAGGCUCUGGAUUAUGGGCUGAAGGAGAACGAGGAGCGAGAGCUGAGUCCUCCACUCGAGCAGCUCAUCGACCUGAUGACAAACGUGGCUGAGGCUGAGAGCGACUCCUGCGCUGAUGAAGGCUACGACGAAGAUGAGCCCUGCCGGAUCCGUGGCUACCACGACAUCAUCAAGCUGUGUGCUCUUCACCUGUCCACGCCGGCAGACGCGGCCGAUCAUUACCAGGCCGUGUGUCGAGCUCUGUACGCCGAGACCAAAGAGCUGCGCAGCUUCCUGGAGAAGAUCCAGAGCGCCAAAGACAACCUGUGGAAGAUGCAGGGGGAUGCUGUUGACGAACCUGGCAGGGAGCUAAACAAGCUGCAGAAUGCUGAUUGGGCGUGGCUCUGGGUGCAGCUGAUGCGAGAUCUGAGGAACGGCGUGAAGCUGAAGAAGGUGCUGGAGCGAGAAUAUAAUCUGCUUCCCAUCGAGUUCCAGCUCACGCCGUACGAGAUGCUCAUGGACGACAUCCGCUCCAAACGCUACAAGCUACGCAAGGUCAUGGUGAAUGGAGAUAUUCCUCCCAGGUUAAAGAAGAGCGCUCAUGAAGUCAUACUGGAGUUUAUCAGGUCCAGACCCCCGCUGAACCCGGUGGCGGAGCGUAAAAUCAAACCACAGGCCGAACGUCCUCCGAGUCUGCAUGAGCGCAUUCUGAAGGAGAUCAAAUCUGAGAGGAAGCUGAGGCCUGUGUCGCCCGAUAUGAUCCGCAGGAGUCGAUUUGACGUCUCCUCCUCGGAUGAUGCGAGGAAGGCCUCCAGCACGCUGGCGUUGGCCAAUAGCGUGUCUCUUCAGCAGAACGGCUCCGGAGGCUUUCGGAAGAAAAGGCUUCAAGCACCGACUCUGGCUGAACUGGACAGCUCUGAUUCAGACGACGAGACCUUAGGUCAAAGGUCAGCCAGCUGCUCCAGCAUCUCUACAUCUGUGAUGGACGACACGUCGCCAGAAUCUGUCUUGAGCAAGAAAACUCCACCCAUGUUCCUCCCGAUCUCGUCCACGCCGCAGCCGGAGAGACGUCAGCACGCUCAGCGCCGUCACUCCAUCGAGAAGGAAACGCCCACCAGUGUGCGUCACUUCCUGCCGCCCUCCAGACACAGCUCUAAAUCCUUAGAGGAGUUUUGUUUCCCGGUGGAGUGUCUGUCUCUGACCGUGGAGGAAGUGAUGCACAUUCGGCAGGUUUUGGUCAAAGCCGAACUGGAGAAGUUUCAGCAGUUCAAAGACAUCUACAAUGCCAUGAAGAAGGGGAAGCUGUGCUUCUGCUGCCGAACGAAACGGUUUUCCUUCUUUACCUGGUCCUACACCUGUCAGUUUUGUAAAAGGCCGGUGUGUUCACAAUGCUGUAAAAAAAUGCGCCUCCCAUCGAAGCCUUAUGGCAGUCUCCCCAUUUACUCUCUGGGUCCGUCCACAUCGACUCUGAAACGGGACGCAGACGGCCGAAAGCCAGAGAAUCCCAGCCUACAGCGCACAGUGUCCAGAUUAUCCAAGCACACGCGUCAGUCGUCCUCGUCUCAGGAGGAAAUGGGGCUCCCGAAAGAGCUGAUGGAAGACUGGAGCACCAUGGAGGUCUGCGUCGACUGCAAGAAGUUCAUCUCCGACAUCAUCGCUUCCAGCAAGCACAGCCUGUCUCUGGCCAACAAGAGAGCGCGCUUGAAACGCAAGACUCAGUCCUUCAUCGAUACAACGUCAGAGAAGAGCGCAGAAUACCGGCCUUCGGAGAGAACUAUCAAUGAGGUCUAGAUCUUAGGACUGGUCUGUCAGGCGUGAUACACAGGGCCAAUAAACUCUUAUAGAUGUGUAGCAAUUCUUCCACACACAGAAACACACGAGUUUUGGAUUCUGUCCUGUAAAACGUGGUUACAUUAGAGAAAUUUCAUUGUCUAUUGAGACUUUCAAACCAAGCAGCUUUUUGUCUUGGUCCAAUUUGUGACAGACUUAGUGUACAGAGAGCCGCAUAUUACACAAUAAUUUAUUUAUUCGUUCCCUUGUUUUAGUUAAAUAAGAACAAAAUGAUCAGUUCUCAUGACGUAUUAAUUUGUUCCCUCUUAUUAGGAUCAAAUUGAUACAACGUGGCGACUAUUUACUUAAAACGAGAUAGCGAAUUCUUGAUAUUAA